Messenger RNA from Pangasianodon hypophthalmus (striped catfish), 2245 nucleotides. RefSeq names its product malonyl CoA:ACP acyltransferase (mitochondrial) (gene mcat). NCBI's taxonomy places the organism in Eukaryota, Metazoa, Chordata, Actinopteri, Siluriformes, Pangasiidae. The record is from RefSeq and is a predicted model, not a curated record. Gene Ontology annotation, molecular function: transferase activity. The coding region runs from base 568 to 1707 and encodes 379 amino acids. The transcript has 4 exons.
AAUCAUAGAGGCAGUGAGCUUGGAAAUGUGAACCAUAGAGCCAAUCUGAACCUGUGAGAUUUUCUUGUAUUCCUGCAAAAGCUGUACCUGAGUGUAAAAAAGCUUUUGAUGAGAAUGGUUGGGAUUUUUCUUACUGUGUUGUAAAUAUCAUAAUUUGACAGAGUGCAGGUUUGUCGGCUGCACAUCAUCCACAGUCAACGCGUUUUUUAGGUCCUGCAAACUGGGGGAAAUUGUUCGUUUGGAGUAACAUCAUAUAAAAUGAAUCGAGGUAUUAUAUUAUUAGGAAUAAAUACUGAAACGCAGCACGGUUAAGGUAAGAACCAGGAAGAGGCUCCGGACCGCUAGAGGGCGCUGCGCGUGCUGGUCGGUGCACACUGCAUACUGCAGAAGAAGAGAACUCAGACACAUGGUUGUAAAUAGUCCAAAAUGAUACUGAUAGGUAGUCAGUAUUUAUCUCUAAUUUACAGCCUGCAUUAAACAUACUGCAUUUCUUUCUUUUUUCUUAAGAAGUUUAGACGCUUGAGGACUAGAGAAUAAUUUUCAUCUGGGCAAAGCGCGCGUGCUGACAUGAGUUUGCUGGCUCUGGUUAGCUGUAGGAGUGCAGCAGGGAGGUGUUUCUGCAGCAAGCCUGCUGUUCUUCAUGGCAGAAAGCUCAGUGAUCAUGUUCACAAACCAGAGCAAAUUCAGAGAGAAGAGGAGAGACAGAGGCAGGGGAAGGGGAAGGGGAAGGGGAGGCCCCCGGGGCAGGUGUCCGUGCUGCUGUUCCCCGGGCAGGGCAGUCAGUUUGUGGGCAUGGGCAGAGGACUGCUCAAGUACAGCAACGUGAAGGACAUGUUCACCGUGGCUGAGAAAGUGCUGGGCUAUGACCUUCUCUCACUGUGCUUAAAUGGACCUGAGGAGGAUCUGAUGAAGACUGUGCAUUGCCAGCCUGCAGUGUUUGUCACCUCUUUAGCUGCUGUGGAAAGACUGAAUCAUGAAAACCCUGCUGCGAUAGAGAACUGUGUUGCUGCUGCUGGUUUCAGUGUUGGGGAGUUUGCUGCUUUGGUCUUCUCAGGUGCGAUGGACUUUGCUGAAGCUCUUUUCGCAGUGAAAGUUAGGGCAGAAGCCAUGCAGAAAGCUUCUGAUGCAAUCCCGAGUGGAAUGUUAUCUGUAAUCGGUAAACCUCAAGCCAAUUACAAACACGCCUGCCUUCAAGCAAGAGAGCACUGUUUGUCUCUGGGUAUACAGAAUCCUGUUUGCUCCAUCGCAAACUACCUGUUUCCAGAUGGGAGGGUCAUCGCUGGACAUCUUGAGGCGCUGGACUUCCUCCAGAAAAACUCGAAGCAGCUGCACUUUGCUCGGACGAGGCUGCUGCCGGUAAGCGGGGCUUUCCACACGGAGCUGAUGGAGCCGGCCGUGCAGCCUCUGAGCGACGUGCUGCGCCAGUUAGAGGUGCGCCGGCCUGAGGUUGCUGUCCACUCCAACGUCGAUGGAAAGCGUUACAUGCAAGAAAACCACGUGCGGCGGCAGCUGGCCAAGCAGGUGGUGUCACCGGUGAAGUGGGAGCAGACGCUGCAUGAGAUUUAUGAGCGAACUCAGGGCCAGGACUUUCCUAACACAUAUGAGGUGGGACCUGGGAGACAACUGGGGGCUACGCUGCAGAAGUGCAACAUGAAGGCAUUCAGGAACUACACACACGUUGACGUGGCACUGCCACAAGACGAUUGAGAGACGUUUAGGAAAUGGCAGCGCAGUGAGAUUUUCAGAAGUUACCACACUCUCUUACCAAGUUAUGAUAUUCCGGAUCAUACUGCUAGGUUCCCAGAAUUCACUGAAAUUGUGUCAGUUAGCUUGCUACACUUCUUUUAGUCUGAUCAGAUUACAUUAUGACAUGUUAAAUUUAACGGUUCUGUAUUUGUGGGAAAAUGCAAAAUGUGAAAUGUUUAACUUGGAGAAAGACGAGAAUAACCAGCAAGACAUUGUUUAACAUCCUGUUUUCCAAAUGACGAAAAAAAAAAGACACAACUGAAUAUUCCAUCCAACAAAUUUUAUUAUUAUUUGCAUUGCAGUGAAAACAUCAAAUUGAAAGUCCAGCUUCCUAUAAUAGCAUAGCAAUUGUUUUAGAGGAAGAGGUAAGAGAGUGAAUAUGGCCCAAUUAACCAGCAACAGACCCUACUGUAAACCAACAACGGCAUCAAAUAACUUACAAAAAUUGUGUGAACCAGCACUCAAGUUGCAAUUUAGGUAGAAUACAAUCAUAUAAAAU